AUGUGGUCACAGACGGUUUCCUUUCGAGCAAAGCUACUGAGUACCUUCACGACCUUUAUCUAUGCCUUGGCAGCUCUAGCCGCCCCUGGGAUCUCGGACGAUUCUUUCGACGUGUUGAACUAUGUUGAUCCGCUGAUUGGCACGGCCAACGGGGGUCAUGUAUUUGCUGGCGCAACAUUGCCAUUUGGCAUGGCCAAGGCUGUAGCAGAUACCCGAGGAGAGAACCAGGCCGGCUUUGCCUACGACACGACAGUUGUCACAGGUUUCUCGCAUAUGCAUGACUCCGGUACUGGAGGCUCCCCAUCAAUGGGAAAUUUCCCAAUUUUCCCGCACCCAAACUGCCCGGAUGACGAUAUCAACAAAUGUAAAUGGCAGCAGUCGGACAGAGCAGUUCCAUGGAAAAAGAAAUCGCCUGUGGCCCGUCCUGGGUACUUUGGCAUUUCGUUGCAGAAUGGUGUGGAUGCCGAAAUGACGACAACCAAUCGGUCUGCCCUAUAUCGCUUUACGUUUGAAGAUACUUCGCCAGAAGCGUUGAGUCCUUUGAUUCUGGUGGAUCUGAUCGACCUGCCACAGUCCCGGCUGAAUGGAACUGCCGAUGUCGACCGUUCAACGGGGCGACUGAUGGGCAAUGGUACCUUCAAUCCUAGUUUUGGGAUUGGUUCUUACGAUCUCCAUUUCUGCGUUGAUUUCAAGGGCGCCAAGCUUCGCGAUACGGGAACCUGGGCCAGGAAUCGUGCCAAUACCAGCCGAGAUACCGUGUCGUUCUAUGCCGACGGGACUAACACGGCUUCCACUCUUUCUGCUGGCACAUUUGCUAGAUUCCACAGCCCCAAGGACAAAAGCAUUCUGGUCCGUGUCGGAGUGAGCUUUAUAAGCGUCAAGCAGGCAUGUUCCAACGCCGACAGGGAACAGCCCAAUUUCGACUUUGCAGGCACAGUUUCUGCAGCGGAGUCGGCUUGGAGGAAGAAACUCGAUGUUAUUUCUGUGAAUGCGGACGGAGUCUCGUCAGAUCUGCAAAAGGUGUUUUGGAGUGGAGCAUACCGGACCCUCAUAAGCCCGCAAGACUAUACAGGCGAAAAUCCGCUCUGGAAAAGCGACGAGCCAUAUUACGACAGCUACUACUGCAUUUGGGACUCUUUUCGCAGCAUCCAUCCUCUUCUCACGUUGAUUGACCUGCCGUCACAAUCUCUGAUGAUGCGAAGCCUGAUCGACAUCUACCGGCAUACGGGCUAUUUGCCUGAUUGUCGUAUGUCGCUGUGCAAGGGGUUCACCCAAGGGGGCUCGAAUGCAGAUGUGGUCGUAGCAGAUGCAUACUUGAAGAAGGUACCCGGGGUUGACUGGGAUACUGCAUACAAAGCAGUCGUCAAGGAUGCAGAAGUCGAGCCUGCAAAUUGGAACGUCGAAGGUCGCGGUGGGCUUCACAGCUGGAAAAACCUCGGCUACAUUCCUACCGAUGAUUACGACCCAUACGGCAUUGGCACCCACACUCGCAGCAUCUCUCGAACCGUGGAAUAUGCGUACAAUGACUUCUGUAUUGCCGAGAUGGCGCAGCGAAUGGGCCACCAUGACGACUACAAAAAGUACGCGGCGCGUUCAGGAAAUUGGGCCCAUGUGUUCAAGGCAGACCAAACAUCCAGUAUCCGCGGUAUCAGCACGAACUUCACUGGAUUCCUGCAGCCUCGCUAUCCAAACGGCACCUGGGGCUACCAAGAUCCGAUUUUCUGCAGUCCUCUGCUGAACUUCACUUCGUGCUAUCUCAACCCCGAUGGGCAUGAAACAUACGAGGGCAGUUCUUGGCUUUAUACAUUUUACGCGCCGCAUGAUAUGGGGUUUCUUAUCAAAACCCUGGGUGGACCCAAGGCAUUCACAUCCCGCCUCACUUACUUGCAUGAUUCUGGCCUUCUUUACGUGGGCGAUGAGCAAGCUUUUCUAACAAUCUAUCAAUUUCAUUACUCUGGACGUCCCGCCCUGUCAGCAAGGCGCAGCCAUUUCUAUAUUCCGUCACAAUUCAACACCACCGUUGCCGGCAUCGCCGGUAAUGACGACAGCGGCGCCAUGGGAUCGUUCGUGGUGCUAAGCAUGAUGGGUCUAUGGCCGGUUCCCGGACAAGAUGUGUAUUUAAUCACCCCACCCUAUUUCAAAGAAGUAAGCAUCCGCAACAGUGUCACCGGCAAGGUUGCUACGAUCCGCAACAUCAACUUUGAUCCUCGCUACCGAUCAAUUUACAUCCAAAGUGCCAAGCGCAACGGCAACCCAUGGAAGCAGAAUUGGAUCACCCAUGACUUCUUUGCAGAGGGUGGCCUUCUUGAACUCGAGCUCGGGGCGAGCGAAAGCGACUGGGGCACCCACCUGGAGGAUCUGCCGCCGAGUUUGAAUCACUAUCAUACCUGA
Molecule: messenger RNA, 2391 nt
Organism: Penicillium alfredii
Lineage: Eukaryota; Fungi; Ascomycota; Eurotiomycetes; Eurotiales; Aspergillaceae
Product: glycoside hydrolase family 92 protein
Exons: 6
Coding region: 1-2391 (796 amino acids)
Biological process (GO): protein deglycosylation; carbohydrate metabolic process; protein quality control for misfolded or incompletely synthesized proteins
Cellular component (GO): cytosol; nucleus
Molecular function (GO): peptide-N4-(N-acetyl-beta-glucosaminyl)asparagine amidase activity; carbohydrate binding
Source: RefSeq, a predicted model, not a curated record